AUGUCCAUUCUAGAUGACUUUAUGGAGUCAUCAGAAGCGGCUCAUGGAGCCUCAACUAAUCAAUUCGACAUCAACACCUUCGCACCACUGCACGAUUUUGAAGGGCAGGAUAACAAUAUUCGAUUGGAAACAGGCUACGUGUCUACAGGUUUUGGUCAAGCUGAGGAACCUAUAUUUGCCCUGGAUUAUGUUCAGUUUCAAAUGGCUUCCAAAAUGGUAGACAUGGCUGUUUCGAACAAUAUCUUGGUAGUUGCUUUGGAAAACUUUCGCUUAUUAAGAAUUGAUUUGGAUAAUCCAUUAGAAGUUGAAGAGAUAGAGAUCGUACGUAAAGCAAACGAAGGCAAAGUGAGGCAAAUCUUUUUUGACCCCACAGGGAGGCAUUUGAUUAUCACAACUGAAAACGGUGAAAACUACUAUCAUUUUGUAAAGUGGAAACGAACAAAACCAUUAACGAAAUUCAAGGAGAUUACGAUUACGUCUGUUGCUUGGAACAAGCAAGCAACCAUUACAGACUCCUCUACUCGAGAAAUACUAGUUGGUACAAAGAACGGAUUGAUUUACGAAACGUGUCUAGAGCCCGCUGAUGAAUAUUUCAAGAAAGAAGAUAAAUACUUUAAUCAAGUGUACUCUAUCCAUGAAUCGACAAUGCCUAUUACUGGACUGUAUUUCGAACAAUUUCCUGUGAACAAUCGCAAAUAUUUUGUCAUGGCUACUACACCAACGCGCAUUUACCAAUUUAUUGGGUAUGUGGGGCCAAAUAGUAGCAGUAGUGCUGUGAAUGUGAAUAACUUUAGUACCGGAAGCAGCGAUAAGAUGAAUGAUGAAAAGGGCGAACGUGCGAUGUUUGAGAAUUUAUUCUCCAAAUAUGAAGUUAAUCCAGGUUAUCAGGAAUUGCCAGGCGAACUUCCUCAUAGUAAACUGCACUUUUUUAGUCGUUUCCAUGAACUACAGCAACAGGGUAUUGCAGAAUCAUUCGCUUGGUUGACAGGACCUGGUAUCUAUCAUGGAUCGUUAGUUUAUGGCUCGCAGAACAUAGGAGAUAGUGUAGUAGAUGAUGUUCAACUUUUACAAUACCCAGCUAUACCUACAGAUGACGAAUCGAGACAUGGAGUUACAAAUGAUAUACCUAUAUCCGUGGCGUUGACAGAGUUUCACUUUAUAUUACUGUACAAGGACAGGGUCAGAGCAAUUUGUCAACUAAAUGAUCAGAUAGUAUAUGAGGAAAUGAUACCCACAGCAAGUGAUGAAGCUGUUAUUGGCAUGACUGUAGAUGAUAUCAAAAAGACUUUCUGGAUUUAUACGACACUCGCUAUGUAUGAACUUACAAUCAACAAUGAAGAACGUGAUGUCUGGAAAUUGUACUUGGAGAAACAGCAAUACAAUGCUGCUCUUCGUUAUUGUAAGGAUGCUGCUCAAAAAGAUAAAGUAGCUACUGUUCAAGCAAGAGAUUAUUUCGGACAACGCCGGUUCAAGAUGAGCGCCGAGAUUUUUGCAGAGAGUACUGUGCCAUUCGAAGAAGUCGCGUUAAUGUUUGUUGAAAAGGAUGAAAUAGAUGCGCUUAGAGUUUAUCUGUCGCAUAAAUUGAGUCGUUUACGAAAGAAUGAUCAAACGCAAAAGACAAUGUUGGCUACAUGGCUGGUGGAAAUCUACCUUUCAAAACUGAAUGAAUUAGAAGAUAUGGUGUCGUCAUCUCAUACUUCACUAAGCUCUUCGGAAGGGCUGAGUAUAGUGCCAAACUCUGAAGCAUAUUAUCUUGAUCAAUUGGACGAAGUGCGCGAUGAAUUUAGGCAAUUUUUGGAAAGCUACAAUGGAAACCUCCACAGACCUACAACGUACAAUUUGAUGACUAGUUAUGGACGGGACGACGAAUUCUUAUUCUUUGCUUCAUUAAUCGGAGAUUAUGAAAAAGUCAUUGGUUAUUGGGUCAAGGAAAAAAACUGGUCGAAAGCCCUAGCUGUUCUUAGCAGAGAGGCCGAUCCCGAUGUAUUUUACAGAUUCUCUCCAGUUUUAAUGGAAAAUGAUCCAUAUGAAACAAAUCAGGCAAUACGUUAUUUGUCACACGUUGUCACUACCCUGAACAAUAUUGAUCCAGCUAUCCAUAAUCUGCUCUUAUCACUUUAUGCUACCCAAAAAACGACAGAUGAAACAGCUUUAUUGACUUUUCUAAAGAACGAGGGCCGACAAAUGCAUUAUAACCUAGAUUAUGCAUUGAGACUGUGCACACAAAAUGGAAGAACUCAAAGUUGUGUACAUAUUUAUAGUCAAAUGGGUUUAUAUGAAGAAGCAGUGAAUCUAGCUCUAAAGAAUAACGACAUGGAAUUGGCACGGAUUAAUGCUGACAAGCCGGAAGACGAUACUCCCCUCCGAAAGAAACUUUGGCUGUCCAUCGCCAAACAUGUUGUACAAGAAAAUAAAGAUAUUAAAUCUGCGCUAGAAUUUUUAAAGCAAAGUAACUUGUUGAAGAUAGAAGACAUACUACCAUAUUUCCCAAACUUUGUGGUUAUAAACGACUUCAAAGUAUGUGAUUUUGAAUAA
Messenger RNA from Mycotypha africana, 2535 nucleotides. Its product is annotated as Pep3/Vps18/deep orange family-domain-containing protein. Gene Ontology annotation, cellular component: endosome; HOPS complex. Gene Ontology annotation, molecular function: protein-macromolecule adaptor activity; protein binding. Gene Ontology annotation, biological process: organelle fusion; vacuole organization; vesicle-mediated transport. The record is from RefSeq and is a predicted model, not a curated record. NCBI's taxonomy places the organism in Eukaryota, Fungi, Mucoromycota, Mucoromycetes, Mucorales, Mycotyphaceae. The transcript is spliced from 12 exons. The coding region runs from base 1 to 2535 and encodes 844 amino acids.